This is a messenger RNA of Callithrix jacchus (white-tufted-ear marmoset), 10085 nucleotides long. Lineage: Eukaryota; Metazoa; Chordata; Mammalia; Primates; Cebidae. The record is from RefSeq and is a predicted model, not a curated record.
AUUGGAAAAUAAAAAGUUUCUACUGGAGGCUACAUAACUAUACCCAAAUUGUAAGAGGAAAGCAUCGUUGGAAUUUAAGGAGUACUUUUCCAAGCUAAUGGUUGGUAAAUAUCAGAGAACGUUAUUAAAAUUGCUUUUGGAAUUUUUUCCCCCAGAAUUUUAAGUAAAAGAGUUACAUUUGUGUAUUUUAAAUGGUUGCAGUGGUUGGAAGCAGAAGGCUAAUUGAUUAAAUUAUCUCAGUUUGGGUAUUCUUGUUUUCUUUUGGGUCUACCAGUGAGAUUGCUAAUUCUGAUCUUCCUUCCUCUCUAUUCUGUAGCUUUUUAAUAUUACUUAUCUGUAUACAUAUAAUUGUCUCCUACAUACAUUCUCUUAAUUCAUGGUUGAGAGAAUAUACUUAUUUUGUGGCAGCAAAUUGAGCAAUUUUGAAAUAUUGGCAAUAGAAAGCCAGCUGAUUUUCAAGUAAGAUCUGGGCUUUAAUUCCAGCUUUUCUGCUUCUUAGCUGUGUAAUCAUGGGCAAAGUGUUAUAUUUACUCUACCUGAGAUUACUUUCCUUACGUAUAAAGGGGAAAUGAUAGUAACACCAUUCAAGGAUUAAAUAGGUUUGUAAUGCACCCAGCUCGGCUCCUGGCACAUAGCAGAGCCUAGGUAAAUGCUUUCUUCUUGCUAACAUAUUAAAUUUUUUUGUUGUUUUUUGAGACUGAGUUUCGCUCUUGUCGCCCAGGCUGGAGUGCAGUGGCACAAUCUUGGGUUACUGCAACCUCUGCCUCCCAGUUCAAGUGAUUCUCCUGCCUCAGACUCUCUAGUAGGGAUUACAGGUGCCUGCCACCAUGCCUUGCUAAUUUUUUGUAUUUUUAGUAGAGACGGGGUUUUGCCAUGUUGGGCAGGCUCUCUCAAACUGACCUCAGGUGAUCCACCGCUUCAGCCUCCCAAAGUGCUGGGAUAAAUUUGUUUUAUAAUUAACUGUAGUCACAACAAUACUUAAUAUACUUUGGCAAACCAGUAAGUGUCUAGAACUGUUGUUCUAGACCAUGAAAAGGAGCUUAUAAGUAGUUGUCCUCUUGUGGGAGAAAUAUUUGAUAUAAUAUUAAUCUGUGCUCCUGAAAACUUGUAUUUAUAAAACUGAUAAAUAUAUUUGUUUUUCCUUUAAAACAGGGGUGUCCAAUCUUUUGACUUUCCUGGGCCACACUGGGAGAAGAAUUGUCUUGGGCUAUACAUAAAAUACACUAAUACUAAUAAUAGCUGAUGAGCUAAAAAAAUAAAUAAAUAAAAAACAUUUCAUAAUGUUUUAAGAAAGUUUACAAAUUUGUAUUUGGCCAUGUUCAAAGACAUCCUGGGCCACAUGUGGGACGAAGGAUGGAUAAACUUGCUUUUAAAUGUAUUAAAUUAAUCUUUAAAUAUUUUUAAUUAUGUAAGUAGUGCAUAAAUAUAUUUUUGUUGUAAAAAUGAUUCCAUCACUUUUUAGGACUAAGCUGAAGUUCUGUCCUUUAAGACAUUUCUUUUCACUUUCACAUCAUGUUUCCCAGAGUGAAUUAUUUUUCAAUGAUCAGAGCUGUAGUUCAGGCUGCUGCUUCAGGAAACAAGAAGCUUGCCAUAGAGAUCUUCAAGGGAAGGUUUUAAUUUUUAUAAUAUGUAUGUGUUUUAAAACAUUUUAUUUUUAUUUUUUUGAGACCGAGUUUCGCUCCUUACCCAGGCUGGAGUGCAAUGGCGCGAUCUUGGCUCACUGCAACUUCCGCCUCCUGGGUUCAGGCAAUUCUCCUGCCUCAGCCUCCUGAGUAGCUCGGAUUACAGGCACACGCCACCAUGCCCAGCUAAUUUUUUGUAUUUUUAGUAGAGACGGGGUUUCACCAUGUUGACCAGGAUGGUCUCGAUCUCUUGACCUCGUGAUCCACCCGCCUCGGCCUCCCAAAGUGCUGGGAUUACAUUCGUGAGCCACCGCGCCCGGCUAAAACAGUUCAAAAAUGUAUUAUAAUUCAGUUUCUUUCAAAAACAAAGCAAACUUAAUUGUUAGUUUUAGGUCUUUUCAUUAUAGUACAUAUAAAUCCGUCUUAUUAUUUACUGAGUGAAAAUUUGUAGUUUAGCGUAGAAUACAUUCAUUGUAUUAAAACCAUUUAUUGAGAGCUUCAUUUGCCUUCAUAUUAGUUCUAGGGGUGAAUCUGCACACAACAGAUAAAGGGCAGCUUCUCAUAUUGCUUGUAUUCUGGUGGAAUGACAUAAAUAAAUGAAAAAAAUAGAAGGUAGCUUUAAGCUGGCUAAUAAAAAUAAAGAUCAACUUUAGAUUGAGUGGUCCUGGAAGGCCUCUCUCAGGAGAGGUGACUGUUAAGUUGAUAACAGAACUAAAAGAAGUCGUAAUUCAUACAUAGUAGGGGAGGAGGCUGUACGCAGAGGGAGCAUACAGGGCAAAGGCCCUUUAGUUGGGCACCAGCAUAGUGUGUUGGGAGACCAGGAAGAAGGCAAAGGUGGUGGAGGGUUAGAAAGUGAGGAUAUGAGAUAAAAUUGGAGUUAUGAGCCAGCCCAGGUUUCUUGCUCCUGGUAGGACAGAGUCAACAUUUGGAUUAUUUUUGAUGCCCUGCGAAGUGACUGAGAGAUUUUAAGCUGGGGAAGUGAUGUGAGCGUGAUUGCUGUGGCAGAUCAACCAGUUGUUUCUGUUUUUGAAAUCUGGAAUAGUGCUUCAGUGAACGAAUCUUGUGUGUGCCUCUUUGUUCUUAGGUGUGAAUGUUUCUCUAGAAUAGGUAGGUACAUAAAAGUGAAAGCACCAGCUUCUAAAAUAUGCACAUUUAAGAUUUUUAAUAGAUACUGAUGAAUGGCCAUUCCAGGCAACUGAACUUUUAGCCUUCAUAUAGUAGUGUAGGAAAAUCCCUGUUUUUCCAAGCCCAACUAGCACAUUUUAACUCUUGCCCAUCAGGAUCUCACUGUUUUAUUUUGGUUUUUAAACUGUGAUUUUUAAUGUUUAUAUAUUUUUAGUGAUCAUUGUACUGUUCAUUAUUCUUAUCUUUUUCAAAAUGAAGUAUUUUCCAAUGAUCAUAGCCAUAGUAUAUUUAACCUAUACCUUCAGGAGACUUUGGAACUUAAUAUAGAUAUCCUGAAGAGAAGGUUUAUUUUUAUAAUGGAAUCAUGACAAUAAUGUGGGCCAUUAUUUUGCUUGCUAUAGAAGACUUGCAGGAUAUGAUGAUGAUGGUGAUGAUGAUGAUGAUGAAGGUUUCAUCCAAAACUUUAUAGUUUACUGAGGGAGACAAGAUAAAUUAUUAAAUCUCUCUGAACCUUUUCUUCCUUAUUCAUAAAAUGUUGAUAACAAAUGCACAUCUCUCUGAAUUGUUCCAGCGAUCAAAUUUAAGGCACCCUGAAUACAGAGAGUCUCAACAAAUGUGGAUUUCCCUUUUGCAGCAAGGCUUGAUGUGCAAUUCAGGCUUCUGCACACCUUAAAACAAAUGGGUCUUUCUGAGGCUUUCACCAGCUGUGAGUGAAAGGAGCAAGAAAAUUGGUACUGAGUUUAAGAUAGCUGUAGGGAGUGUCAGCACAAGGUGCAGGGGAAGACCAGGUGAUUGAAAGCGUCACUUUGGUAAAAGAGCUUGAUGCUUUCAGUUUUCCCUCUCUCAGCAGCUAUCAAUAAUGUGUGGGUUAGAAAAGACCCUCCAAAUAGCUCAUUUUCUCUUGUUACUGCUAAGCAGACUUGGCACCCAAAGGGCUUUUAAUUAUCUUACUUUCUGGCUACCCAGAGUUCUUUUUCUGAGUGCUUGCUUCAAACAUAUAUAGUAUUUUGAUUGUUUAGUCUUCUUACAGAUUUUUCAGUAAAAAUUGAAAAUAAACAAAAGUAUCUUUUUUCCUAGAAUCUAUAAUCCCUAGAUAGCAAUUUUGAAGGCAACUAUCAACAAAAUGAAGCUAAAAGCAUUAUUUUAAAGGAAUAGUGAUCAGUACUUUGUAACAUUAUGGGCUUAGCUGCUUUCUACAAAUUGAAUAAUUGUUUCCUCUGGAUUACUGGUAUAGGUAGGGAAAAUUUAUUUUUAAAUUGCUUUCAAAUGACUUUCCCAGUUUUAGAAAUGUAUACAUUAGUGCAGUUGAUAUGGGAAAAAAGUGAAUUCUACCUUCAAAUGUCCAGAAACUCACCCUGCUUUGAUGAGGUGAGAUAUGGUAGAGUUCUCAGAAUGUAUCUUAAUAUUAGAAUCAACCUUACCUUUAACUCUGAUGACCAAAUUGUGUUUAAUUUCUAGGUUGAAAUAGAAACAAGACAUCAUCAUCCUUGUAGAUUAAUUUAGAAAGGUUUGUUUUUGAAACCAGAGGACCUCUUAUGAAUCCCUGAUAUGUUUGUUCUGAAAAACAAAAAACAAAACAAAACAACUAUUCAACCUUAGAAGUAACCAAAACAUUAUUGACUGCCCACUAUGCACGAGGCCCUGUGUUAAGUGUUGCAGGAGCUACAAAAUAAGACUUGAUUCUUAAGGCAACACUAUGGAAUUGAUGGGAUAGGACAGUAAGGGUUCCUUUCUUCUUUUUUCUUGUUUAGGGUAAUGUGCCAUUAUGGAGUCUUUCCAAAGCAUUCAACUUACUUUUCAUUGCUACAGCUCUUUGUUUUUAUAUUGAUAUAUUUGGUAUAACAACUUUAUUUAGAUAUAAUUCACAUACCAUAAAAUUUUUCAUUUUUAAGGGGUACAAUUCAUGAUUUUUAGUAUAUCCACUGUUGAGUCUAUCUACUGUACACAACUAUGACCAGUGCCUAAUUCCAGAACAUUUUCAUCACCUCAAAAAGGAACCCUGAAUCUCUUAGCAGUCACUUGCUGUUUUCCCCUGCCCCCAUCCCCACUCUACUUUCUGUCUCUAUAGAUUUGUCUAUUUAGACUCCCUUCACAUAACACAGUGUUUUCAAGAUUGAUCCAUGUUGUGACAUGUGUCAGUACUUCACUGUUACUGCUGAAAAAAUUUCAUUAUAUGGAUAUACCUCAUUUUGUUUAUCCAUUCAUCAUCAGAUGGACACUUGAGUUUCUUCUUCUGGGCUGUUAGGUUCUUCCCCACCCAUGUUUAAUUUUUUUAAAUUAAUAGAAUGUGAUUUUAAAACAGUUUUAGAUUUACAGAAAAAUUGAGCAGAUAGUACCGAGUUUUUAUCUAUUCCCCCCUACACACACUAACAAAAUAAUAGCAUAGGACAUUUAUGUUGCAAUUAUUGAACUAAUAUUGACACAUUAUUAUGAAAGCCCACAGUUUAUUCAGAUAUCCUGAGUUUUUAACAUAUUACCAUUUUUGUGUUCAAGAAUCUCAUUUAGGAUAUCAUGUUACAUGUAAUAGUCAUGCAUCCUUAAGACUCCUCUUGGCUGUGACAAUCCCUUUGAUAUUGUUUUGAUGAACUUGACAGUUUUGAGGUCAGGUGCACAAGAUGCUCCUGUGUUGGAAUUUGAUGUUUUCCUCAUGAUUAGGGGUUUUUGGAGAAAAAUCACGGAGUACCAUUUUCAUCACAUCAUACCAAGGGUAUAUGCUAUUACCAUGAUUUAUGACUAUUGAUGUUGACACUGAUGACCUGAUCACCUGGCUGAAGGGGUGUUUAUCAGGUUUCUCCACUGUAAAGUUACUUUUUACCCCCUUUUUCAUACUGGGCUUGGAAGGAAAUCACUAUGUUCUGCCCGCACUAAAGAAUGGGGAGUUGUAGUCUACUUUUUGGGGAGUGGAGUGGCUACAUAAUUAAUUGAAAUUCUUCCUCAAGGGAGAGUUGUCUCCCCUUGUUCAUUGAUUCAAUCAUUUAUGUUUAUCAGUGUGGACACAUGAAUAUUUUAUACUUUGGGUUACAUUUUAAUUCUAUAUUUUGUUACUCAAAUUAUCCCAGCUUUGGCCAUUGGGAACUCUUUCAGUUUUCUCCUGUUCCCCCUUUGACAUACCCCCAUCAAUGUGGGUUUUGUGUUUCGUUUUGUUUUUGAGUACCUCCUUAUUUUUCUCCUUUCAUUUUUAAAUAACUCCAAUCCCUAUAGAAGUUGGGGCUAGAAAAACUUAACAAUGCUGCAGGUCAUCCAAUUCCUAUGCUGAUGGAAGAAAUGUGCCUCACCUGCAAAGGGCUGGGGAGGAGACAUCUAGGAUUAUUGUGGUUGAAUAAGACACCUGUCCUGGCCCUCCUGGAGCUUAGUUUCGUAGGUCACACAAGUAGUCAUUGGUAAAUUUGGGAUUCAAACAAAUCUGUUAGGCUCAGACCUGCCUGUUGCUUGUCCUCCAAGCUGCAUAUAAACUGAGGUGCCUUAAAGGGUAAAAACUUCAGGAGCAGAGAAGACAUAAGUUUUAAAAGAAGAUUUGCAAGAAAGCUGUUUUCCAGAUUUUAUCCUGAAGGCACUAGCUCAUUUAAGCUAUUUUUUUGUUAUAUUUUGCCCUUGUAGUUGGCUUCUGAUUUCUCACUGAACAUUCAAUGUCAUAAUUACAGACACUAUGUGACAAUCAAUGGCAUAUUUUGUGCUGCAUUUUUAUUACAUGGCACCCCAAAUUUUUCCCAAGUAGGUAGGUUUUAAAUUAUGAAUAUAUACGGUGACAUAGUAUCUUUGUACUCUAAUAAGAUUCUUAUUUAUAUAACAAAUAUUAAGUUUUAUUCCUCUGUAGUGCUACUUUAGACCCUGAGCUAAUUUAAAUGAAGCCAAUCUAAAAAUCGUGUUACUUCUAAGGAUAUUAAGUGGAACAAUUCUGCUGCCAUAUUACCCCUCCCCAGUACAGAUAGUGAAUGAGAACCCACUGAUUUAGAGACAACACUGCAGCCCCUUCUUGCCUCAUUGAAGUUCCUAGUUUUAUCAUUACAGUAAAAGCACUUAAUGUUGGCACUUCUAACAGAAUGAGGGAAGAGCCAGAGCCAGGCAGAGUAGUGUGUGCCUGUAAUCCCACCUACUCAGGAGACUGAGGCAGGAGGAUCACUUGAGCCCAGGAAUUCAAAGCCAGCCUGGGCAACAUAGAUCUUGUCUCUAAAAAUGAAAUGAUUAGAAAGGAAGGAAGGGAGGGAGGGAGAGAGAAGCCAUUAUAGACUGGGUGUAUCUUUUCUAUGUGGAGCCAUUUUGUAAGAACAGCAUUUUUUCAAACUGGGCCCAUACUGCUACAUGUGAAAUCAGUUUAGUUGGUUAUGACCUUUAAAAAAUAUAUAUAUAUCGGUAAUCACUAUAGUGUAAUUAUAUUGUUUUGUGAAACCCAUCUUAGAUACGUAUGUCUGUAUGUGCAAGAUUGUGAUAUAAAAUGCAUUUCUUACUGUGGUUAAAUAUUCAAAGAAGUUGGAGAACCAUUACUAUAACGGGACAGAGGACCCACGUGAGCUCUUCUGCCUUCCCUGAAUGAACUUGCACAACUUAAUGCUAAGACAUUUCAACCUUUUUGAAAAUUUGAGUCGGAGAGCAUCUUGGGGAGGAGAGGAAAAGGUAAAAGGGGCAAAGCAACACCCGCGCACGCCCUCCACCCCCCCCAACCCCCGCCUCAAACCCCCCAUUCAGCUUGGGAAUGUUGUUAGAACCUUAAAUAUAAUUCAGCUCACCAUUCUGGAUAAGGACAGACUCUAUCAAAGAAAAUGGGUAAUUACCCAGCUGUGAAACACAAAAACGUACUUUCACGUCUACACAUUCCUUUACAGACCACCGUGCACAUUUCAGCCUCCCCGCCUCCUGCCCGCCCAGCCGCCAUUUCUUUUCUCCAGGAGAGAAAGCUGCAUGUCUAAGUGGUCAUAGAUUGUUGAGUAUCAUACUUUCCUACCUCGUUUUUAUUUGCGCGGUUUUAAUUAUGCGCCUUAACAGAACCCAUGCAAAGCCCGGCCAACUAGCUUGCUGAGCUGGACGAGUGGAGCAUCUUCCUUGGUGGCAGGUGGGUGCAAGGAGGAGGGGUCUGGGCUUUUAUUAGGUCGAGUAUUUGCCCAGCAGACCCUCAUCAUUGGACUGCGUCAGGAGGAAGUGGCACCGCUCAGAGGUAGGGGAAGAAGGAUUAUAAAGGGGGAGUCCACCACACAUGGUCUUGAAGAAGCUUUUGUAAAAGACAACGUGCAUACUUUGCUGGACGUUGUUGGAAAGGAGUAGAAACAAGCAGACGAAAACAUCCCAAAGGGUAACCACUAGUGUUCUUGCAACAUUCAUCCCAGGCUUCCAGUCCAGCCCACCCCAGGCCAGGUGAUCGGCCACCGCAUCCCCUGCGACUGAAGAACCUGCUCCUCCAUGGACUUGCCAAGAGCUGAGCGCCUUCCCUCCACACUGCAGCGCAGCCUCCGGGACUCGGAUGGGAAAAACGGUAAAAUCAAUGUCCUGGGAGAGGAGGUAGAUGAAGACGAGGAGGAAGACGACGAGGAGGAGGCAAGCCAGCAGUUCCUAGAGCAGCAGCCCCAGCCGGAGCUGCAGGUGGCUCGGCGGGGCGGGGGUUCGCUUCCCAGAGAGCGCAACGAGGGCGGCGGCGGCCCGAGCGAGCCCUCGGACUUUGGCACCAAGUUCAGGAUACCGCCGAGGUAUGCGGCGGCCUCUGGAGACACCCCGCAGCCGGCAAAGCCCCCCUACUCUUACAUCGCGCUGAUCACCAUGGCCAUCCUGCAGAGCCCGCACAAGCGCCUCACGCUCAGCGGCAUCUGCGCCUUCAUCAGCGGCCGCUUUCCCUACUACCGCCGCAAGUUCCCCGCCUGGCAGAACAGCUUCCGCCACAACCUCUCGCUCAACGACUGCUUCGUCAAGAUCCCCCGCGAGCCGGGCCACCCAGGCAAGGGCAACUACUGGAGCCUGGACCCCGCCUCUCCGGACGUGUUCGACAAUGGCAGCUUUCUCCCGCGCAGGUAGCGUUUCAAGCGCCACCAACCGACCUCGAGAGCCCACCACCGACCCCACCCCUUCCCUCUUCCCGCUGCUCCGGCCGCCCUGCACAACCCCCACCCGGGCCUUCUGCUUGGGGCCCCUGCCCCGCCGUAGCUUGUCCCGGGGGCCUACUCCACCGCCGCGCCCGGGAGACGACCGUGCUCUCUGCUGCACCCGCAUCCUCUUCGCUACCUACUGCUCCCGACCCCCGCCUAUGCAGAGGCACCGGGGAAAGUAGAAGGCGCGGACCUGGUGACCCCUGGCACCCUUUCGGCUCUGCAGCCCUCGCUAGGUCCCCAGCCUUGGGAGGAGGGCCAAUGUCCCGCGUCCCGACCAGAAGGUGGAUGCAUCUCUUUCAGCAUUGAGAGUAUUAUGCAAGGGGUCAGGGGAGGCGGUACAGGGGCUGCGCAGAGUUUGUCCCCGACCCCGUGGAGCUACUGCCACCUGCUGCAGCGCCCAUCAUGCCCGUUGCAUCCCCAGACCGCUGCCCCUUUGCUGCACGUUUCCGCCGCUGCCGCGGCUCGGACAGUUUUGCAGCAAUAGCAGCAGCAUCAGGAGGAGGAAGUCUGCGCCGACAGCUGCGCUCCCACCAAGGGCGUGGUGCUGGGAGGGAACCUGUCGGCUGCCUCGGCGCUGCUUAGGUAUCAGGCAGUGGCAGAGGGCUCUAGGCUGACUUCGCUGGCUGUCCCUUUGGGCGGAGAAGGGAAUUCACCGGCUUUUUGAGUAGCACCCACGCCCAGUUCCCUGGCCAACUCCGCAGGGCGUUCCAAGAUCUAGGUGGGAGGGCGGAGGGACCCGCAGCUGCUCACUCCACCUUGCGCGACCGAGAUUGGGCCUGUGCAUCUGAAUCGCGCUGCAGAGCAAACACAAACUUCUGUUUGCUGCAAAAUGGUUAGAAAGGAACAGCUGGAUUCCAUUCCUCUAAAGACCACCUGAACGUAAACUUCGGAGGGCGUCAAGUCAUCUUUUCUUGCCUUCAGCUGUGGCUUCCACAGCUUUCCCGAUUUGCACAUUUCCUUGGGAAGUAUGAAAGUGAGUGGGGUAUUUUGUUCUGGUAUUAAAAGAAAAACAAGCAAGCAAACAAAAAACACAGUCUCCAACGCCAAACAUGUUCCCCCUUCUUCACUUCCAUGGAACUGGAAGUAUUAUUCCUAAGUGCAAAAUGCUUGUGCCCUCUGUCUCUUCCUGAUAGGGAUGUGUAAUGUAAGUGGGUUGUUAAUUUCAGAACAUUGAUAUCUGUGUGACUGACGUGCCAUCUUUCAUGUUAAAAUUAAGGUAUUAAAAUUAAGCCUAGUUAUAUAGACGAAAUAAAAUGCUAAGUCACUA